Molecule: messenger RNA, 3397 nt
Organism: Chara braunii
Lineage: Eukaryota; Viridiplantae; Streptophyta; Charophyceae; Charales; Characeae
Source: the annotation of a GenBank genome assembly
GCUGUUGUCACGUGACUUGUUAAUUUAUGACGUGCGGAGCGAGAGCGGGAAAGCUGAGAGCGGCAAUUCAGCGAGGACAAGGAUGAGGCAGGAGGAGGAACAGGAGGUGGAGGAGGAUGGAAUCUUUGGAUGGGGUGGAAAUUCAUCAGGAGUAGAGGAGGGUUGGGGAAUUGGGUUUGACGAGCUGCAGGAUGAGGGGAUUGAAGAAAGCAUGUGGAUGGAGAAUGCCCCACUAGUAGCUACUGAGAGUGAGAAGGAGAUCGGUGGAGCUCAAGUGAUGAGAAUGUCGUCAUUCCAUGAGUGGACAUUAUCGGAUCGGGCCAAUAACUGGUCACCGUCCCACAGUCCAGAGACAGGCUUUGACUGGGCAAUUACAACAACGGUGGCAGCAUCAUCACCAGGGUCAACUAGGUCGAUGAUGGCAGGAACUAUGCUUUGCAAAAAGGAAAUGCAGUAUGGCAAGAACGGAAUGAUGGCCUCGUCCUCCUCUCCUUCGGCCGGGGAUGCUGCCACCUCAUGUGGAGCCUCAGCUGGUGAGCAAUUUCUCGCUUUCGAGCAGGAACGAAGCAACCCUUUCCGCACGGUUACAGUCCACGAUCACAAUCCCCGCCACUACACCCAUAAUUCCAGUCUUCAGACACCUGCAAACUUCAUUGCCACGCUGCGUGGCUGGCUCAACUGCGCGAUAUGCAUGUCGGCAAUGCUGACGAUAGCGUUCAUCAUCCUGUUGCAUAAUCUUGGCUCACCUGGUCUAGGUCCCAUAUACCUGGUCCGAACCACGGAGGUGUUACCCAUGUUAUCUGGCAGCCAAGGUGGCUAUGGAGGCAGCGAACCACUUGACCCUCAGAGCAUGCCAAAUGAUAUGAACCGUACUGAUCUAGAUGAUGAUGAUGAUGGCCAUGGUGAUGAAGCCACGGCAGAUGAGGUACAGGUGGAUGACGAUGCAGAGGCGAUGAAGAAACACCAGAGCGCAGAGAACGUUAAGGAGGGUGAAGAGGGGAAAGAAAAGGAGAAGACAGGGAAGGGAAAGAAGGAGGAUGAGGAAGGGGAGGAGGGGAAUGACCGUGUGGAGGAGGAAAUGAAUACAGACGGGCAGCAUGAGCACCAGCAAGCACAGCCAAUGGUGACAGCUCAAGGGACAAGUGACACCACAGUAACGCCGGCGGUGGCGACAGCGAAGACACCAGUGCCGGCGACUGGUCCCUCGGCGCCGGUCAUGAUUGUGGAAUCAUCGGUCGCAGGAAAGCCUCAUCGGCUCCUGUGGCAACAGACUAAAGACGAUGGUACUCAUGACAACAUAUAUCAUCCAACAGUUCUCCUCCUGCCAACUAGUCGUGGAGCAGAAGGAGAAUCGCGAACGUUCCUGGGGAUUGGUCAUGUACCACCCCAGGACAUCGAUAUAAAGACCGGGAUGUUUGUUCGCGAACCCACUUCCUACUCCGACUCGUCCUCCCAGUCCUCCGGUAGGAGGGGGGCUGCAGAUGACGAAAGUGACAGCGAGGAAACUAAUGACAAUGACCAGGUAUCGGGUACAAAGCUGAAGUGUACAGUGAGAUUGUCAAGCCUAUUAGGGUGCCUGAUGGAGGAGAAGGUGUAUGAAGCUUCUGGAGCACACCAUCUUCGAUGUGUAUCGGAACUGGAGGAACUGUUCACACCAUUGCCGACGAGAUGGGAGCAGUUAAUGAAGAAGGGAUGUACUCCCAAUGUCAGGUCAGAAGGUCCUGAUGGGUUACUGGUGGAGGGAACGGGGGGGGAGGCGGACGGAGAGUACGCGGAGGAUCCUGACGAUGAACUAGAGGACCAGCAGCCUAUUUCUUACGAAGCUGGGCCGGAUGACCCUCGUGCCUUCUGGACUUCAGAUGGUUUGCCAGUCUUGACAUAUGUCCAUUCUCUUUCUGUACAAGGCCGAGUAGUAGAAAGGUCCGUCUGGAUUGCCGACCUACGAGUUGUGCACCCUUCGCUUGCCAGCGUUCUGCCUCCAGCGCUUCGUGUUAAACCAGCUGGAGUAGGGAUGGGGAGAAGGGAGGUAUGGUCUGGUAAUGAGACAGAACUGGAGAACCAGGGUGGCUGGGUACCGAUAGUUCUUCCGAGGACAAUCUUCUAUGCGGGGGUUGGCAAUGGUACACGUAACAACCUGUCCGAAGGUCAUCUUCCUGCAACACCAGCAAAGAACAAAAAUUUAUCAUCGGGUAAUAUCUCGUCCAAAUUUUCUGAGGUAGAGAUGGAGCCUCUGCUCCUGCCACUCCCAGAGGGCGCCUCCCUCUAUUUCAUCACAAAUUUGGAGCGACAUAGAGCCAUUCCUGUUGACGACACUGACGGUAAUAGUGAUAAGGCACAGUUGGGGGAGGAGGAAGAGGUAAAUGUGUCGCCAUAUCCUCCCGAGCCUGAGAGUGGGCUAGAGAUUCCGCCGGGCAGUUCCCAAGGGAGGAAAGUUUCUGCUCCUCCUGCACGUUCUUAUGUAUCGGCUUUUCCUCCUGCUGCCCCGAGUCUGCCGACGGGGAUCCAAAGUUCAUCCGAAGCAGAAGGAAAAAUGCCGUUGUCCUGGAAUGAAACCACGGGCAUGGGUGCCUGCUUUCGUGAGAUGAUGCCGCAGGCAGUUAGCGAGCUUGGCGGCCGGAUCCGCGGCGCGACCAAUGCUCUCAAGCUGACCCUUUGUAAUCGCGGUGAAUGCCAGGCGAAUAGCUCCAAUACUGUCUUCUUCGCCAUUGCGCACAUCGUUCAGUCCAGGCCUCGGGAGUGGGUAUGGCGGUUUGUAACCGUCUGGGACAUCAAUCCUCCUUUCAGGCCUGUCUCUGCAUCUCCGUCUUUCAUGUAUGCUGGUUUACCCCUGGACGAAGCGCUGGUCCUUGAUCAGUCAAUGACUUUCGCGACGACUCCAGCAGUGUCACCUAGCAGCGAGCACAAAGAAGAGCCAGACAGCAGGGAAGCCGUCUCGAUCGUUGAUGACCCUGGUCACGGCUACCUGAGCGAUGACUUGCUGGUUAAUGUUGGGCUGGGAAGAGGAAGACAGAGUAAAAUGAUCUCCUUGAAAGUGCGCUCCUUGUUUCAGUGCCAUCAACUCUGCCCCUCCUCCAUUGUGGCCUCCAGAACAGGUUCUGAGUCAUCGAAGUCAAACACAUCAAAUUCUGUUACUAGCCAGAGCGAAUUCAUUGCGACAACUCUGGAAUUGAUGUGCGCCAAGCGGCCAGCAAGUGGACGGAGCACAAAGCUGUCGCUCUUUGGAGUAUCAGGCUAAAAAUUGAGGUCCCAAAGCCAUUGGAUGGACCAAGAAACCCGAUGUGUGAAGAAAGGGCACGAGGGCAAGGGGAAAAUGCUGGGUCCACUGCCUUUUAGUUCUAAUGGAACAUCAAAACUCCAAGACGAGCGGCCGGGACAAGUUGUCAUUGCUCUUGUGCGU